AUGUUGGUUGCUGACUCCUUGAAUGAUUCGGUUUUCCUUGAGUGGUGGGCCCAAACCGACUUCACCAAUGACUUUUGGAUAGAGACCGAUACCAAGCUAGUCCGUGUUCAUAUCACCCCUCGAAAGAACUUCUUCAACCCCCAGGACAGCCGCAGUGUGGGUAUCCAACUUUGUGGGUCGGCCGAAGCGUUUUUAACAGAGCUCAAGCUUCCGACCGCCCUGUCCUUGCACCCCGGCAUGAACGUUGCUCCCCCGACGGCAGUAUGGAAGAUGACCAAGGCCCAGCUUCUUCAAGAGUGCAUGCGACGAGGUCUGGCGGUGAACGCCAAGUGGACGUGCCCCGAGCUGAGGACUGUGUUGACCGCGGAUCGGGAGUACGAGGACAACCAGAAGAAGUCACCAAAGGGUCUGUCGUCGAUGAACCUAGCCGAGCUGCGCAACGAGGCGGGGCGCAUCGGGAUGGAGACCGGGCCCAAGGAGACGCGAGGCAGUCUGAUGUUGAGGAUCCGAGAUGCGACCUGCCCGGACGACACCGUGAUGGUAGUGGGCAGAUUCAAGGGGAACACCUUCGCGGACAUCCCCGACAACUAUGGCAACUGGGCCUCGGACGAGGAGCGCGCCAACGGCCAGAACAUGAGCCCGGAUCUGAAGCGGUUUGUGCAGUGGAGGCGCCAUCGAAGGGCCACGGCGACUACCUCAUCGACUAUGUCAAGCUACAACCGGGCGAACCCGGAAGCGAACUCGGUGAUCCCAGCGCCACCGAUCAGCGAGACCGGGUGCUCAUCGGAGUGGGCACUGCUGAGCGAGGACCUGAACGGGUACAUGAAGGACGCCCCCUACCCGCCGAGAUCAAGGACAGGGCCACCGCUCACCACGGCAGCGAAGACGAAGCCAGGGAGGCGAGAGCGUUCGCCCGACCGCGAGGGCAAGACCUACAUGGACCAGGAGAUCUCGGAGGAGACGCGCGAGGAGAUCGAGAAGCUGGAGGCAAGACUGGCGGUGCUCAAGGACCGGUGCGGCUGGAGGCCGCAGGCAUGA
Molecule: messenger RNA, 1038 nt
Organism: Symbiodinium necroappetens
Lineage: Eukaryota; Dinophyceae; Suessiales; Symbiodiniaceae
Source: the annotation of a GenBank genome assembly